This is a messenger RNA of Cavenderia fasciculata, 1395 nucleotides long. RefSeq names its product regulator of chromosome condensation domain-containing protein. The coding region runs from base 1 to 1395 and encodes 464 amino acids. The record is from RefSeq and is a predicted model, not a curated record. The transcript has 3 exons. NCBI's taxonomy places the organism in Eukaryota, Evosea, Eumycetozoa, Acytosteliales, Cavenderiaceae.
AUGACUCGUUUACAAGACAAUGAAUCAUUUGCAAACACAAUGAUCAAUCUUUGUCGAAAUAUUCUAAGUAAACCAUCAACAAAUAUACUUUUAAAGAAUAAUGCUAUAGUUUCAUCAUCAUCGUCCUCUUCUUCAUUAUUAUAUAUAUCAAGAUCAUGUACAACAACUGCAUCUGCAUCAACUGCAUCAAAUACAGAUCGAAUUAGACAAACAGUAUGGAUGUUUGGAUCAUGUGCAGAUGGUAAAUUGGGAGUAAAGACAGAAUCACAUAGAUCAAUACCAACCAAAGUGACACAUCUUCCUCCCUUUUUAUCAGUCAAAGAAGGAGGUACUACAUGGAUGUCAUCAUUUCUACACACCAACGACAGCAAGAUCUUUAUGUGGGGAACCAACAAUCACGGUCAAAUGGGUUUACCAGGAAACCAAGUAUACAGAUACCCAACUGAAUCUGAAAUGUUUAAAGGUUUAGACAUUGAACGUGUUGCAUUGGGUAGAUCAUUUUUAUUAAUUUUAACUAAACAAGGAAAAGUAUUAUCAAUAGGAUCAAAUGAAUUUGGUCAAUUGGGAAUAUCAAGUCAAGAACAAAGAGGAAGUCAAACAUUACAAGUUGUACAAAAUCUAAAAGAUGUUGUUUCAAUGCAUGCUGGUUUUGAUCAUUCUUUUGCUGUUACAAAAAGUGGACAUGCAUUUGGAUGGGGAUAUAAUGUUGAAGGACAAUUGGGACAAAAAAUAGUAGAAUAUGAAAGAGUAGAAGCUACAGGAGAAGAAAAACAACAAGAUAUGCAUGAUUUACAUAAAACGAUGCAUCCAGAUGCCGAGUAUAAUACACCAACUUUGGUACCUGGUAUGGAGGCAAUUAAAGUGGCCAAGGUAUUUUGUGGUUAUGAUUGUACAUUUUUACUGUCUGCAAGAGGUAAUGUCUAUGCAAUGGGAAACAAUGAAACUGGUACAUUGGGACUUGGCGAAGAUGCAAUUGGACGUAUUGCAAAAGCAACAAAGGUUCAACUACCCGAAAAGAUAAAAUCCAUUUCAUGUGGUGCAACUCAUUCCAUGUUCCUUUCAGAGAGUAACAAGGUCUAUGUUUGUGGUUGGGGUGCUGAAGGACGUCUUGGUCUUGGCAACAAUACCAUCAAUCGUUAUGUCCCCACCUUGAUCCCAUUCUUUGCUGAAAACAGAAUCAAAGUUGAUCAAGUGUCUUGUGGUGGUGCUCACUCCUUGCUCCUCACAACAGACGGACGUGUCUAUAGUUGGGGAUGUGGUGAAGAUGGUAAACUUGGACACGGAGAUGAAGAAUUAUCAAACGAUCCAAAAUUAAUUCAAUUUUUUGAAAAUAAGAAACCAAUCUUUAUUUCUGCUGGUGUUGAUACUUCAAUGGUUAUAACAACUGAAAAUUAA